CUCCCCAGUCCCACCACUUCCUCCACAGCUCUCACAUUUGUGCAGUUCUUUCACGCUCAUCAGAUAUUCAAUGUCUCACCAUCACAUGAAGAUCAAGGAAGAUCAAGGAAACAGCCACAUAAAUUCAUAUCAGUGGAUUAUAAGUAGGUUUCUCCAUCUUUGCUGCUUUUUUGUUUAAGAACUUUUAUUUAAAAAAAAAAAAAAAAAACUUUUUUGGAAAUACUUUGGACCACAUUAGAGCUGCAUGCGGAGGCCAGCAGCUCGGGAGCAAUGUCAUCUCUACUUUCUCACAACAAUGAUCAGCCACGCAUCAGAAAGUCGCUCUCUGACUCCUCUCCAACUUCAUCUACCACCAAGAGCCUGAGGCACGAGAGACUGUCGAGAUUGAGCUCGUCCGAUGUCUCCAACGACACAUCAACAAACCACGCUGAGUCCUACUUCUUGCGGCGGGAGAACAGAUUGUCUGCAAGGAAAAAGGCAGAAGAAGAGACAGCGAACAAUGACUAUAAAAAGAUGUAUGAAAAGGCACUGGCUACCAAUCAAAGACUCAAGUCCAGGCUGGAAACAAGUAAACAGGAACUGGCCAUGAUUCAGGACCAGCUGCAGAGAGCACAGAGGGGAAGAGUGGGAGAUUGUGGCUCCAACAUGCUUGAGACAGAAAAAAAGGAAAGUUGGAGUCUAAAAAAGAGGAUAUCAGAUAUGGAAGAACAGUUAAAGGUUAAAGCAGAGCUGAAUAUGGAGAACCAGAGACUGAAGGAUGAGAAUGGAGCUUUAAUCCGGGUCAUCACUAAACUGUCCAAGUGAGAUAAGAAGCAGGAAGGCUGAGAAGAAGAGUGAGGGAUACCAGAAGCCAUACCUAUACCUGCAUUCCUCCUACAUUCAUCCUAUCAUCCUAAGUCUUAACUUUGCCUGUUGAGUAACUAACAUUUGCAGGGAUAAAGACACAUUUUACAUCAGAUGUGAAAGCUUCAUGUUACUGUACUGUAUACAAAGUAGUAGCACCUUCCCUGACAGAAAAAAAUAAAUAUUAUACAUAUUCAUAAAAUAUUUCUACAAAAAAAGGCAAAUGCCAACACAACCACUUCAUGUGUUUUUCUUACAUGAACAAAUUGUCCAGGAGUGAGGCAUUUAUAAAACUGCGUGAUCACAUCAAGAAUAUCUCUAGAUACAUAUAUGGACAAAAUAUUGCAGGUAUUUCCACGGAGGUAUUACCAUGGAAACUGCAAUAUUUCUUUUGUCCAUUCCAUUUGCAGACCUUGAAAAUCAGCUCUUAUGUAUCAGGGAAAGUGGAUGAUGGAUGAGCUACAUUUUUUUUAGGAACGUGGAAGCAUCAUCUCUGAUUUAAGAGCCUUAACCUUGAAGUAUGAUGUCACAAAUGACAAAUUCUUCUUAACCGCAAUUUAAAAAAUUGCUGCGUCGUUGUGGAGCUUUUAGUCACAUAAAGAUCAUACAAAGAUCAAAAUCUUUAUCAGCAGAUGGUGGGAUGGCAAAAGUGAGGUUGUUUUGCAGCUGCUGUUUUGAAGUUUAAAACUUAACUUUAAAACCCCAACUUUAAACUCAACAUGAAUAUAAGGUUCUGAUGAAGAUCGUGUUACAUGACCCAAAGCUCCAGAACAGCCACUCAAUGAACCCUGAGGUGAGACUGUUCUGUCAACUGCCGUUUUAAAUGUCAAGAAGGAACUUUGAAGCUAAAGUACAGCAAAAAAAAACAUCCCAAUGAAAUAAAGGGAAUUCUAUUUUAUUUAUGUACUGUAUAUCACUUUUAUUUCAUUAUAUCAUCACGACUCAACACAAAGACCUGUUGUGUUUAUGUUAUUAUGUUAGCUUUAGAAGCACCGCCCUGGCUGUAAUUUAUCUUCUAAUUCCUAUUCAGAAGAUUUAAUGAGUCCCAUUCAUAAUCUUACAUUCACGGGAUCCCUGCCAGACUGAGAUUUAAUUUUCUAUUCUGUUCAUAUUUACUUUGGAUUAUUAUAUAAUCAAAUUAGUCUCCACAGUGUGUUUGCAUAUAUUUUAGAAACACAUACAAUUACACGCAUAUUACGCAUAAACUCCGAUUAACACAAA
Molecule: messenger RNA, 2064 nt
Organism: Sander lucioperca (pikeperch)
Lineage: Eukaryota; Metazoa; Chordata; Actinopteri; Perciformes; Percidae
Product: protein phosphatase 1 regulatory subunit 12B-like
Exons: 7
Coding region: 271-804 (177 amino acids)
Cellular component (GO): cytoplasm
Molecular function (GO): protein kinase binding; enzyme inhibitor activity; phosphatase regulator activity
Source: RefSeq, a predicted model, not a curated record